CUUCUUUUCCCCCUCCCUGGGCGAAGUGCUCGAGCGCGUUUGCCGUCGCCACGCGGGUGUCCUCGCUCUCGAGGAGGAAUGAAAGUUUAACGCGAAUCCGAGGCGCCGCUAGCGAGAGCAUGGCAGGAGCGCGUGAAGGAGCGCGUGAAGGAGCGCAGGAGGGAGAGGCUGUGCACCCCAGGAGCAGGCACCACGGCGCCACGGACAGCUCCAGGAACGGCUACGCGAAGGGCUGCGUCACCCCGUUAAAGCAAGACCACCACAAAGGCGUUUUGCUGAACGCCUGCAGGCUUGGCAGUGCGGAUAUUCGCAGCUCCAGGCUGUUCCGAGCUUCUGCCAUCUAUGCGGGCGCAUUCGCAGUUCUUGCGCUCUCUGUUUCAAUCUCUAACAUCUCUCAGAGUGAUCGCAUCAUUUCUGAGCUGCGGACUUUUCUGACUCAUUUCUCGCAGUCCGUCAGUCCUUUAUUCAGCAUAGGCUGCGCGUACUUCUUCUUAACCUUUUACCUACGAAGGAAAAAGAGGGAACGUAGUGGAUGUUGGCUCGUGUCCCUUCCUGUGUCUUGCUUCUUGGGAGAUUUCAUGGUUUUGCGGGUCUUGCAAUGGGGAGACGACCAACACCAGAUGCAAAUGGUGGGCAGAUUGCUCUUCGUUUUGGGCUGUAUUGGUCUGCUGACUCUGGUUCCCACUUUGAAACUCAAACACAGUGUGCUGAUCCUGGUGUUUGCCAGCCUGGUGUGGCUCGUUGCCUUCACCAGCUUGAGCUGCCUGUCCCCAGGUCUCAGGUCUGCGCUGGCGUGCAUGGCCGGUGUCUCGGGCUCUUUCUUGGGUCUGUGUUUUGACCAUUAUUACCCACCAAGGGAUACGGCGAACAGGAUAUCAAACUCGGAGGAAAAAGUGCCUGUGAUCAGACCUCGGAGACGGUCCAGCUGCGUGUCUCUGGGAGAGACGUCAAGCAGCUACUAUGGCAGUUGUAAGAUGCCCCGGAGACCGUCUUUACCAUGCAUCUCCAGAGAACAGAUGAUCCUGUGGGACUGGGACUUAAAACAGUGGUCUAAGACCCAGUAUCAGGGCUCCGGGGGUGGGAAUGUUAUGGACGUCUCGGUGGUUAAUGAGGCACGGGGUCUGGUGUCAGACCUGCUGACUGACGCGUCUCUCUCGCCGCACGUUCUGUCCACGCUGCGUAGUGUCUGCAGUCUCAUGGGCACCCUGGUGGGCACGUACCGGCCCAGAGGCAGCCCCUUCACUCCCUUUCCUGGCUUCUACCCCUGCGCCGAGAUGGAGGACUCCUCUGAGAGAGGCGACAGGAAGCCCCUGAAGGGCCUCAGCAGCAGGAACAGUCUGCCCACUCCUCAGCUCAGACGGAGUUCUGCUUCCUCUACCUUACCCCCUCUGGAGGCCAUGUCAUCUCCUCGUUGGGAGCGUGGCAAUGGAAAGAAGCCUCACCCUGAGCAUGGCAGCAGCAGCUGUCAGGGGUCUUUCUCCAAUGGUCCCAACAGCAACCUUCUGACCAUCCCCAAGCAGAGGUCCUCUUCUGUCACCUUGUCCUAUGGCCACACCAUCUCCAGAAGACCAGGUGCGUCUCCAAGCCUGAGUCCCCUCAGCUCACCGGGUCACAGCCCGCCUGUGGGAGCCUGCUCAGUGCUGGUCAGCCGCUCGCCCGUGGAGUUCCCCGACACGGCCGACUUCCUCACCAAGCCCAGCGUGGGACUGCACAAGCCAUUGGGUUACGCGCUCAAUUCACCCGACUUCCAGCAGUACCGAGGGCUGGGCACGCCGCCGCUGUGCUCCAGUUGUGGACGGCAGAUGCCUAAGGGCGGGGCCAGCGUGGACGCGUCUGAGAGCCACCCGCCUUCAGCAGACGAUGGACAGAGCAGACGCUCAGCUGAGGCCAUCGACUACAGCGGGGAUAGCCUGAUCAGGGAGGAGAGCGGCGAGACGGAGGCUCAGGGAGCCGGCACAAAGCCCAGAGCACGAAGCCGGCCUGAGGAAGAGGAGGCACGGGGAUCUGGCGUGGAGCAGACCUCAUCGGAGCUGGAGGGCGAGCAGGAGUUCAAACUGGACUUUGAGCUGGAGAAUAACGAGGCCCUGAUGGAGAAGCUCAACUGCUGGAACUUCCAGAUCUUUGACCUGAUGGAGAAGACGGGAGGGAAGACUGGAUGCAUCCUCAGCCACGUGGCGUACACUUUGUUCCAGGACACGGGUCUGUUUGAAAUCUUCAAAAUCCCCAUCCGGGAAUUCAUGACGUACUUCUGUGCACUGGAGAAUGGCUAUCGUGAUAUCCCCUACCACAAUCGCGUCCAUGCCACAGAUGUCCUGCAUGCGGUGUGGUACCUGACCACGAGGCCAAUCCCAGGCUUUCAGCAGAUCCACAACGACCAUGUGACAGGAAGCGACACAGAUUCAGACAGCGGCAUUUCUCCGGGCAGGGUGUCUUACGCUUCCUCCAAAAGUUCUUCGAUCUCAGACAACAGUUAUGGCUGCUUGGCCUGGAACGUCCCUGCCCUGGAGCUCAUGGCACUGUAUGUAGCAGCUGCGAUGCAUGACUAUGAUCACCCGGGGCGCACAAAUGCCUUUCUCGUAGCCACUAAUGCCCCUCAGGCGGUGCUAUACAACGAUCGUUCAGUUCUGGAGAAUCAUCACGCAGCAGCAGCGUGGAGCCUUUUCCUGUCACAGCCAGAGUUCAACUUCCUGUCCAACUUGGACCACGUGGAGUUUAAGCGCUUUCGCUUUCUUGUUAUUGAGACCAUCCUAGCAACAGACCUAAAGAAGCACUUUGAUUUCCUAGCGGAGUUCAAUUCCAAGGUUAAUGAUGUGAAUAGCCCAGGUAUUGACUGGACAAGUGAGAACGACAGACUGUUGGUGUGCCAAGUGUGUAUCAAGUUGGCAGAUAUCAAUGGGCCAGCCAAGGAGCGAAGCCUUCACUUGAAAUGGACAGAGGGUAUCGUCAAUGAGUUUUACGAACAGGGUGACGAAGAGGCAGGUCUAGGAUUACCCAUCAGCCCCUUCAUGGACCGUUCUGCGCCACAGUUGGCGCGGCUACAGGAGUCUUUCAUCACACACAUCGUUGGGCCUCUGUGCAACUCAUAUGACGCGGCUGGGCUUCUCCCAGGUUGCUGGGUGGACGCUGAUGGCUCAGAGGAGGAGGAAGAGGAGGAGGCUGAAGACACUGAAACUGACGAUGAAGAGCUUGAUGAUCUUCAUAUGAAGGCGAGGAAAGGUGGCCGUCGUCUGCUCUGCGGUAUUAUGCAGCACCUGACGGAGAACCACAAGGUGUGGAAGUCCAUCAUCGAGGAGGAGGAGAAGAACAAAGACCUGAGCCAGCAGCAACAGGCCGAGAGCCAGAGUCUUCCUCCAUCCUCCUCAUCCUCGGAUGACAUCCAGGUCAUUCAGGAGGAGGCUGAAGAGGAGGAGCGCCAGUAGCAGCAGGAGCGAGGCAAUUGGCCAAGAUGUGAAGCUUGGGGAGGGGCCUAAGCAGAGGGCGGGCCACCCCUCCCCCCUACCCCACCCACCCGCCAAAAUGGACACACACACACACACACACAUAUCCCAAAUCGAUGCCCACAGGGAGAUCCCACUAGAUGUCCCGUGUUGAAAUGAGUCACUGUGCUGACACUCUGACGCUGUGUUGCGAAAUCGAAAAGGCCUUACUACUGUGAGAGCUCCAUGCUGCAGUACCGGGAGUCACUCUGCUCUGAAACUCUUUCACCCUAGAGAGGAUCCGUGGCGGAGCGGCAGCUCCCUGGACACGCUGCUGCGCCGCGAGGUAAAAACAAAUACGAAGAGAGCAAGAAAUAAAGGCGAGUGGGGUUAAAAACCUGCAUGGUUACAGUUGCUAGGCUGCGAUGCGGCCUUGAACACAGAGCUCUAAACCCUCCUAUAGGUACUUAUAAGAAUGAUUUAAAAAGGAAAAAGUCAGUAGAUAAAAAAAAUACUGAAUGGAAAAGCAGAAGACUUUGAAGUAAUUGUCACUUGUUACCAAAGCGAACAGUUCAAAACCACAAGGUGGAGAAUUUCGAGGGGUCAGGAAUACUUUAGAAGCGUACAUCAAACGUGCCUGUCUGAACCUUUUUGUGAAUUUGUUAGUUAGUUUGAUCCUCUGUCUGCUCUUGUGGCCCGGGCGACAGCCUACACACACACGCUGCACUGCGAGUGUGUUUUCCUCCUAAUGCUGGCGACACCAAACACUGUAUCACUGAACUCAGCCACUAGGACUUUACAUGGAGGAUGCUGAUGUUUUGACUGAAGAAAAAACAAACAAACAAUUUCUCCUGCAUCGUUUUUAGAUGCUUUUUUAUUCAUGUGUACCACCUUUUGUUUUACUUUGUCACAUUUUUUGUUUGCGUGUGUGUUCCUGCCUUUGUACCUCCUCAGAAAAUGCUGUUUCCAGCUGGCGUCUUUCUCCUGCGUUCUCGCUCUGAAGCGCAUCGUGUGUGGAACAUCAUCACUCUUCUCAUGAAGGGUUGUCCUUUUUUUGUUGUUUUGUUUUUUUGGUUUGUUUGAAUAUAUAUUUUGUCCUCAUGGUAACUCAGGAUUCAUGUAGGUGAAUUGUUCUGUUGAAACAGUUUAAAACAGGAUUUUGUUUCCCCGAGGUUUGGAUUUUUUUUUUUUUGUAUGAGGAAGUUGAACUGCAGUCAGAAGAGAAUCCACUCCAUAGGAGCUCUGCCCCAAUUCAACCUCCACUCACCCCUCCAGUUACCCAAGGCCCUUUGUGUUACCUCUGAUGAGGAACAGAUUCCAGGAACGUAUUUGGCCGUGACGAGUUUGUUCGACUCAUCACGGUGACACGUAUGUGAAGGCGAGGUGUUCCUGGGUUGCGUUACUUUUGGCAUUAUUUGAAUGUGCGUGCGCUUCUUUGGUCCUCUCCUUUUAAUCACACUUCAGACACAUUUUUACUAACUCUAACCGUUGCCAAACACACAAGCAGGCCAGUGCAUUUGACGUGAUCCAGGGUUUCACACGUUUUGAUAUUUUCUUAUUCUUCACCAUAAAGCAGGUUAAUACUAAUAGUUCUAUAUAUUUUUGUCUGACACUCUAGGCAUUCCACUAGACGGCGGGCCACUGGAGGGUGUCUCCGCUUAGCUGGAGAGGAAACGUUCUCAAGUAGGCAGUGUAAAUCAAGCUGGUGUAUUUAAAGAUAAAGAUAUAUAAAUGUGCACAUUUUACUACCAAACAAGUGUUUAUUCUCUGCACAGAAAGAGUAUCUGCAUAUAUAAAUAUAUAUUUUUUAAUUAAUCAACCGAUUGCGUCUGUUUUCUACAUACGGUCAACAUGUAUUGUACAUUGACAACCUGUAAUUAUCAUCUUACCAGAGUUUUUAAUCUAAUACUAUUUACUGAUGUGGAUGUGUUUGGGUGUGAAUGAUUUGGGGUGCACUGUCUAUGGGUUGCUCUGCGUAACCACUCUUUGCUGAGAACGCUUUCUCGCUGUGAGCCAGCUCGCCGUGACUGUGCCGAACGGCCCCUCCCUCCUGGGGUUUUGUUUGUCGUGCGCGUUCGCCUGCGUCCAGUACGGGUUCUUGGUUCAGGAGUGACCAGGGUGUUCGCACACGGUCACGCUACAUGUGCUACUCUCCUUCAUCAUCGUUGUCUUCUGUUCCCCGUCCUCCCUCCAGGCGCGCUACUCCUGAGCUGCAGCCGCUGGGUCCAGCAUGGGCCCUUUUGCCUGACACUUCUCCUCUCCUCACACAUGCCACGUUAGUUCAUGGGAACGUGGAGUGGCUUUGCUCUUCCUGGCUGCUCACCUGUCUGAACUGUUGGCUGUUUGUUGGCUUGUCGCUGUGCAGGGUUCUGUACACUGCUGUAGCCCUGUGCUCUGCCUUCACCUUUAUGAAGAGCUGUCACUUUUUCCUGUAGCAUUUAGAGAGCAAAGUCUGAUGUAAACGUUUCAGCUUUUUCAGUUGUGAUGGGGGAAUCUGACUUUUUCAUUGUUAUUUAUAGCUGUCAUAAAAACACCAUCCUUGGAAAAUUA
Electrophorus electricus (electric eel) is the source of this 5966-nucleotide messenger RNA. It is a transcript of the gene pde3b, whose product is annotated as phosphodiesterase 3B. The record is from RefSeq and is a predicted model, not a curated record. Lineage: Eukaryota; Metazoa; Chordata; Actinopteri; Gymnotiformes; Gymnotidae. Gene Ontology annotation, molecular function: 3',5'-cyclic-nucleotide phosphodiesterase activity. Gene Ontology annotation, biological process: signal transduction.